This is a messenger RNA of Aspergillus thermomutatus, 1047 nucleotides long. RefSeq lists its product as uncharacterized. The transcript has a single exon. The coding region runs from base 1 to 1047 and encodes 348 amino acids. The record is from RefSeq and is a predicted model, not a curated record. Lineage: Eukaryota; Fungi; Ascomycota; Eurotiomycetes; Eurotiales; Aspergillaceae.
AUGGACCCAGCCGACUACGACAAAGUUUUAGCCAAUCCUCAAGAAGUCAAGGACCGGAUCUUUGGUAGUAAGAUCGUCAUUGGAUUGGAACAGUGCAUGCUGUUCUCAACCUGGGGAGUCAAGAUCUGCAUGUUGACCAUGUUCUGGCGGUUAACUCAGAAUCUCCGAUUACAUCUCUAUGUCAAGAUCAUCGCGGUGUAUGUUGCUGUUGGGUUCGUUGUCAUUAUGGUCACCUAUUAUGGUGUCUACUGUCGACCAUUCUCCCAGUACUGGGCCAUGCCUGUCAAGGACCUGCAAUGUGCGACCUACCAGAACUACUCCAUCACCCAGGCUGUCUUCAACAUAUCGUCGGAUACAGCUAUGCUAGCGGUCCCCGUUCCCCUACUCAUUAAAGCGCAGAUGAAGACGAGAAAAAAGCUGCUGCUUAUCUGCAUCAUGAGCCUCGGCGUAUUCACCAUUGUGGCGGCCAUUCUAAAUAAAGUGUUCAAUUUCGCCUCUCCUUUGACCACCACCUAUCAGAUUUGGUACAUUCGGGAGGCCAGCACAGCCAUUUAUGUGGCGAACUUGAUGUGCUUAUGGCCGCUGCUCCGCAAGCUAUUCGGCCUGAAGGCAUUCAUAUACGGAAGCAGGCAGUACCGACAGCGGGGUGCUCAGCCCGACAAGGAAUCCUCGGACGCAUCGCGUAACGCAGGCUCACAGUCGCGACCUUCGUUUUCUCUAAAUCGGGCUCUCAAGAUCAAAGGAUCCGGAUAUCGACGGGCCGUCAAGGAGUUUAUGCCUUCCCACAAGCCUGAUGGACGAGAAGCAAGCAAGGAAGCAAUCACCAAACCAUCCUGUGAACACCUGGAGAACUCCCCAGAGCUGCCUGAAAUAGCCUUGGAGGAAUGGGAUGAUCAACUAGAAUGGGUGAGAGAAGGGCGUGUGCCAAAUGAUCUUGAAGCCGGAUCGAUCAAGGAUAACGAUACACCGGAAUCACGGUCUAGAUCGGGUGACAUUAGGCACGAAUGGGAGUGUCCUACCAAGGCCGACGCUAUUCACGAAUGGUGA